AUGUCAACUAGAAAAAACAAAUCUAAGGCAGCUGCUCCAAAGAGGAAGAAUCAAUCUGAUGAAGAUGAAUCAAGUACUGAUACAGAUAAUGAUUCUGAACCAAGCAAGAAAAAACAAUUUAAACCAUCUUCCAGUAAACAACUAGUGAAGACAGUGAAGAAGACCAUGUCAGUUCAUGAUUCAGAUAGUGAUGAAUCCACCACUGAAGAUUCAGAAAAUGGUACUGGUGACUCCACAGAAUCUGUCUAUUUUCAAGUUCGUCACGUUAAUGGAAAACGGGAAUAUGUGAUUGUUCCAGAGCAUGUCGAUUACAUCUUUGAUUUGAUAGAUAAGGACAAAGCUUUUCCAGAGUUCAUCAAUGCCAUUAUCCAAUGUGAAAAGGUAUUAACUGACCUCACAAAAAGGUUUGCUCAUCUAUUUUCAGGGCUUGCAUUCAACACUACCGUAAAUGGUAUAACUUAUUCAAUUCCUCCAGACAUUAUCAAAAUGCUUAUUGGUAAUGUGACUCAAAAACAGUGCUUGGAAUUGUUAGCACAUCAUCACUUCAAGAAACCUAUAGGAGAACUCACAACUGAUCAAAGAACAGUAUGUAGAAAGUUCUUUGAAGCAAGGGGAUGGGAUAAAGAAAGUGUUCGGAAGGCAAUCAAUAGUUUGAUCAAAGAAUAAUUUCCAGACAUGAUGUUAAGCUUGAUAGUCAAGCUUGUGAAAUUUGUAUUUUUUUUUUUAAAAUUUUCAAAAAAAUUCACAAGUCUGAAAUACGUCACCUCCUCCUUCACUGAUUUUCAUCAUCAAAACAACACAAAACAAACAACAACAAAUAAACAAC
Messenger RNA from Naegleria gruberi, 826 nucleotides. RefSeq lists its product as uncharacterized. The transcript has a single exon. The record is from RefSeq and is a predicted model, not a curated record. Lineage: Eukaryota; Heterolobosea; Eutetramitea; Acrasida; Naegleriidae. Bases 1 to 666 code for a protein of 221 amino acids.